AUGGAGGAUGAGAGCCAUGGAAAUGGAACCGACGGAGGAAGCCCAGAAAGCCCUUGUUUAAAGAAUGGUAACAACAAUAAAGAGCAAGAUCGCUUCCUCCCUAUAGCAAAUGUUGGAAGAAUCAUGAAAAAAGUUAUUCCAGCCAACGGAAAAAUCUCAAAGGAUGCAAAAGAGACCGUCCAAGAAUGUGUCUCCGAGUUCAUUAGCUUUGUUACUGGUGAAGCAUCUGAUAAAUGCCAGAGAGAAAAGAGGAAGACGAUCAACGGCGACGAUGUCAUAUGGGCUAUCACAACCCUAGGGUUCGAGGAUUACGUGAGCCCUCUCAAAACCUACCUCCAAAAGUAUAGAGAGCUUGAAGGAGAGAAGCUUAACAUUCCUAAACAGCAACGACAACAACAACAAGAACAAGGCGUAGCGUAUAAUAAUAGUGUAUAUUCUUCCACAACUCUCAUGUCUCAGCCGCCAUUCGUGGCAGCUGAUCAGCCAUAUUCCUUGCCUUUCUCUCCAAAUUCAAUUCAAAAACAAUUACAGCCACAAGAUCAGAUUGAUUCAGUGGGACAUUGGUAA
Molecule: messenger RNA, 567 nt
Organism: Corylus avellana
Lineage: Eukaryota; Viridiplantae; Streptophyta; Magnoliopsida; Fagales; Betulaceae
Gene: NF-YB7
Product: nuclear factor Y, subunit B7
Biological process (GO): regulation of transcription by RNA polymerase II
Cellular component (GO): CCAAT-binding factor complex; nucleus
Molecular function (GO): protein heterodimerization activity; DNA-binding transcription activator activity, RNA polymerase II-specific; RNA polymerase II cis-regulatory region sequence-specific DNA binding
Source: RefSeq, a predicted model, not a curated record